Babjeviella inositovora NRRL Y-12698 is the source of this 710-nucleotide messenger RNA. It is a transcript of the gene SMD3, whose product is annotated as mRNA splicing protein. The record is from RefSeq and is a predicted model, not a curated record. Gene Ontology annotation, cellular component: U2 snRNP; U4 snRNP; catalytic step 2 spliceosome. Gene Ontology annotation, molecular function: RNA binding. The coding region runs from base 118 to 420 and encodes 100 amino acids. Gene Ontology annotation, biological process: spliceosomal snRNP assembly; RNA processing. NCBI's taxonomy places the organism in Eukaryota, Fungi, Ascomycota, Pichiomycetes, Serinales. The transcript has a single exon.
CAUAAGCACAGUUAGUAGUGCACCACACAAAUUCAACCUUUAAAGGGCUAUGAAAAAUCGCAAAUAUGAAGCUCUACCAAUAGAGCUCAUAAAGUUCUUCAGUCUACCAUCCUCGAAAUGUCUGCCGGUAUUCCAGUGAAACUUUUGAAUGAAGCACAAGGGCACAUCAUCACCCUCGAGUUAACCACGGGAGAGGUUUACAGAGGAAAGUUAAUCGAAUCCGAAGACAACAUGAACCUCCAGUUAUACGACAUUACCAUUACCGCCCGAAGUGGUACCGUCUCCCACUUGCAACAAGUGUUUAUCAGAGGCUCAAAGAUUAAGUUCAUUGUUGUGCCAGAUAUCUUGCGUAAUGCUCCUAUCUUCAACAAAGACUUUGUGAAACCUAAACCACCAAUCAGAGGUCCUAGAAGAAGAUAAGCCAAGCACAAGACGCCAAAAUUCAUACCUCUAGACAGAUUGUUGUCACUGGUCCCUUAGUUUUUUUCAUCUUCAAAAAGGUAUUUAAACAUACCAUGUACCAUACUAUGCCCAAUCCCGUUACCCGAUAGCCUCCCCGUCUUAGAGACUGAAUCUAUCGGGGCAUCGCUACCCAUUUUGUACCAUACACCAAUAAUAUGUUCAUCUAAUCAGGGUUUAUCUGUAGUCGGCAAGCCGAUACAAAGACGCAUCUUCUCAGGGCAAGACACCAGUAACGGUGUUCGUUAUCC